GGUAAAAUCGUAGUGACAAUUUCAAUACAAUUACAAGAUAUCAUUGAUGAAGACAAAGAUAAACAACCUUACGGUCAAAGCAUUAAGAAAGGAAAUUUGUUGGUUGAAUUAUAUGAUACUAGCAUUGGCAUGGAUCCAGAAUAUUUAAAACAUACAUGGCAAAGCUAUUCACAAAGUGACAUGUUAAUGACUAAGAUGCAAGGUGGUACAGGACUUGGCCUUUCAAUUUGUAAAAGCAUAGUAGAAAUUAAUGGAGGAGAAAUUAAUGUAGAAAGUCAAUUAGGAAAAGGAAGUAAAUUUUGGUUUACAUGGAAUGUUGAAUUAUUAUCAAUAGCUUCUUCAUUAUUAAAUACUACUCAUUUAACGUCAUUUUGA
Racocetra persica is the source of this 375-nucleotide messenger RNA. NCBI's taxonomy places the organism in Eukaryota, Fungi, Glomeromycota, Glomeromycetes, Diversisporales, Gigasporaceae. The record is from the annotation of a GenBank genome assembly.